Mya arenaria is the source of this 570-nucleotide messenger RNA. Its product is annotated as small proline-rich protein 3-like. The transcript has a single exon. NCBI's taxonomy places the organism in Eukaryota, Metazoa, Mollusca, Bivalvia, Myida, Myidae. The record is from RefSeq and is a predicted model, not a curated record. Bases 1 to 570 code for a protein of 189 amino acids.
AUGGCCAAGGUCAUCAUACCAGAACCAUGCAUUGCCAAAGUCACAAUACCAGACCCAAAUACGGCCAAAGUCACAAAACCAGAACCAUGCAUGGUCAAGGUCACAAUACCAGACCCAAGUACGGCCAAAGUCACAAUACCAGACCCAAGUACGGCCAAAGUCACAAUACCAGACCCAAGUACGGCCAAGGUCACAAUACCUGAAUCAUGCCUGGCCAAGGUCACAAUACCAGAACCAUGCAUGACCAAGGUCGCAAUACCAGAACCAUGCAUGGUCAAGGUCACAAUACCAGAACCAUGCAUGACCAAGGUCACAAUACCAGAACCAUGCAUGGCCAAGGUCACAAUACCAGAACCAUGCAUGACCAAAGUCACAAUACCAGACCCAAGUGCGGCCAAAGUCACAAUACCAGACCCAAGUACGGCCAAGGUCACAAUACCAGAACCAUGUAUAGUAAAUGUCUCAAUACCAGAACAACGCAUAGUCACAAUACUAAAAGCAUGCACAGUCAAUGUCUCAAUAUUUGAACGACUGGAAGUUUUUCUCAAUACUAAAGUCAUGCACAGUUAA